CUUAGUGUCCUUGACUCCUUGUCCUUUUAGAAAACACAUAGUUUACACUUACUCUGCGUGUUGUUCGACGCCUUAUGAUAUCAUUUAUUGAUUAAUUUAAUUAUGUAUUUAGUGGCGAUUUAAUUCAUACUUUUUUGGUGGAUGAGGUAUAAUUAAAUCUUCAGUUAUGACCAGUGAAGUCGAUCCUAAAGUUGACAUAAUGUAUGGAUUGAAGACGGUUCUUUCACAAAUUGAAAUUGCCGUGGCCAGAAGAAGUAAAGACCUACCUCAGAUAGCACCAAGAUUGGUUGCUGUAUCAAAAAUUAAACCUGUCGAACUUAUUGUGGAAGCUUACAACGCUGGCCAGAGGCACUUCGGAGAAAACUAUGUAAACGAAUUAAGUGAUAAAGCCAGUGAUCCAUUAAUACUGGAAAAAUGUAAAGACAUUAAAUGGCACUUCAUUGGACAUUUACAAACAAACAAGAUUAACAAACUACUUGGUUCGCCAGGCUUGUUUAUGGUUGAAACAGUUGAUUCAGAAAAAUUAGCUGAUAAUUUGAAUAAGCAAUGGUUGAAAUAUAGGAAGGAAAAGGAAAGAUUGAGAGUUAUGGUACAAGUUAAUACUAGUGGUGAACAAGGUAACGUAAUUUACUUAAUGAAUGACACUUUAUAUCUUUGGCAUAUUCGACUUUAUUUACUAAUAUGGAUAUUAAUUGUAGCUUCUCUAAGUUUAUUAGUUAGCCCAUUUUACUAUUAUUUUAUAGGUUCUUAUUAUAAUUUUCACAUUAAAUGAGUUCCUACGAUAUAU
This is a messenger RNA of Bombyx mandarina (wild silkworm), 787 nucleotides long. RefSeq names its product pyridoxal phosphate homeostasis protein. The record is from RefSeq and is a predicted model, not a curated record. NCBI's taxonomy places the organism in Eukaryota, Metazoa, Arthropoda, Insecta, Lepidoptera, Bombycidae. Gene Ontology annotation, cellular component: intracellular anatomical structure. Gene Ontology annotation, molecular function: pyridoxal phosphate binding.